UUCAGGUUUCAGCAAUGAAGGUUCAGACUUCGUCACCUUGCUUGCUACUCCUACUUGGCUCUCUUGCACUGGUUACACUGACACUGUGUGGCCCAGCUGCUUCUGCACGGCCUGAAACGGGCAGCCUCGAUGCAUCAGCCACGGCGGCCAUGGAGUUGCAGGAGCUCGACCGCGUGAUGUCGCUGCCCGGGCAGCCGGCCUACUCGCCGGAAUUCAGGCAAUACUCCGGCUAUGUCACCACUGACGAGUACCUUGGCAAGGCACUCUUCUACUGGUUCUUGGAGGCCACUGACAAGCCUGACGAGAAGCCACUCGUCUUGUGGCUAAAUGGAGGACCUGGAUGUUCUUCCAUUGGGUUUGGACAGGCACAGGAGCUAGGGCCAUUUCUGGUGAAGAAAGAUGUGGCUGAACUUGAGCUGAAUCCAUACGCAUGGAACCAAGUUGCCAAUUUGCUGUUCCUGGACUCUCCUGCUGGUGUUGGGUUUUCUUACACCAACACAUCCUUUGGAAAAGAUCCACCAGGAGACAAUUCCACCGCAUAUGGUUCAUACACUUUCCUGAUCAGGUGGUUCCAGAGGUUCCCUCAGCACAAAAUGAAGGAGUUCUACAUAGCUGGAGAGAGCUAUGCAGGACAUUACGUUCCCCAGCUUGCUAAUGUGAUUGUGGAUCAGAACAAGAUUGCACCUAAAGAAAAUUAUAUAAACUUGAAAGGCAUCAUGAUAGGAAAUGCUUACAUGGAUGGUGACACGGAUUUGCUAGGAAUUGUUGAUUCUGCAUGGCAUCACGCACUCAUCUCAGACAAACUUUACAGUGACUUUCAGAAGUUCUGCAACUUCAGUUUGGUUGAUCUGUCUAAAGAGUGCAACGCUGCAAUCGAUCAGUUCAACGCUCUCUACAGCAUCAUAGAUAUCUACAGCCUUUACACCCCUCGAUGCGAGCUCGGAUACCCAAACUUCAACUCGUCGUUUGCAGCACAAAUCGGACGGACCAGCAGCCGUUUUGAUUUCCUGAAGAUACCAAUGGGCUAUGAUCCAUGCUCGCAAACGUACGCGACUGAAUAUUUCAACCGUAAAGAUGUUCAGAAAGCUCUGCAUGCCAAUAUCCCUGGAGCAUACUCCCUUUGCCAUAAUUCUAUCAACCGAGCAUGGAACGACUCUGACAUGACUGUCCUUCCAAUCGUCAAGAAACUCACUCAAUCAGGGCUCCGGAUAUGGAUUUACAGCGGCGACACGGACGCAAGAAUCCCUACAACCUCAACCAGGUACACGCUGAAAAAGCUUGGCCUGCCCAUCAAAGAGGACUGGUCGCCAUGGUUCCAUCACAAGCAGGUUGGUGGGUGGAGUGUGGUGUUCGACGGACUGACAUUUGUCACGGUGAGAGGAGCCGGCCACAUGGUGCCAUCCAUCAUGCCAGAGCAAGCGCUUGAGCUGUUCAAGUACUUCCUGGCCAAUCAGAACCUCCCAUCCAAGCCAUUCUAGCCAUCAAGGAUACAUCAUACAUGCAUGUUUCUCAAUAAAAAUCGUCAAUCUGAUGAAUCAGCAUGAUUGAUGUAUUAGUGCUACUUGCAAAAAUAACGGUUGGAAUUUGCA
Molecule: messenger RNA, 1589 nt
Organism: Oryza sativa Japonica Group (Japanese rice)
Lineage: Eukaryota; Viridiplantae; Streptophyta; Magnoliopsida; Poales; Poaceae
Source: RefSeq, a predicted model, not a curated record